Molecule: messenger RNA, 2334 nt
Organism: Microsporum canis CBS 113480
Lineage: Eukaryota; Fungi; Ascomycota; Eurotiomycetes; Onygenales; Arthrodermataceae
Product: receptor
Exons: 6
Coding region: 1-2334 (777 amino acids)
Biological process (GO): carbohydrate transport; transmembrane transport
Cellular component (GO): membrane
Molecular function (GO): carbohydrate:proton symporter activity
Source: RefSeq, a predicted model, not a curated record
AUGGAAAGCGACCGAAAAAGCGACCCAAAGAGUGUAAAAAAAAAGUCCCAAGACAGUCAAAUCAACCUCCAGCGGCUGGCAUCCAGCAUUCCUUCACAGCCAACCGAUCUACUUAGCCCCAGCCUGACCAGCCAGCCUGAAGUGGAAACGUUUUGGGGCUGCCUAGGGCAAGCCCUGACAUUAACCGCCACAAUUCCUUCUUCACUUCAACCGUCUACCUCCUCCGCUUCCAUACCUCUCCGGUCUAUUCAAACCUCCCGGCCCCCAUCCGAACAGUCUUCCUCGCUUUUCGACUCCGAACGCGGUAGACAGGGUAACCAGAGGACCCCUUCUCCUACCCCGUCAGAGUCCAACUUCUCCAUCUGGUCGGAUUCUGGUGAUAUUGCAGACCAGCUUGCUGACGAAGAAGAUCCUUUACGUCUUCGACUAAGAGGGUCUCUCGACCUUCAAGUAUAUGGAAAAAACGGUUCUACAUCUCAGCCAAAACGGGUUCGUUACGAAGAAGACGAAGCUGGGGAGGAGCACACCCCUUUUGUCGACAAAGGAGACCUGAAAGAAGCUAUCCGCAUACCUGAGCCAGCUCCAAGAACAAUCUCCAGAGUAGAGAGGUUAUUAGCUUCCGUGAUGUCGCCACGGGAUGGCAGGGCCAAAACCCAUGGCCUCGUUGGCAAGCCCUUGUUCGUUUUCGUGUCAUUAGGCGUCUUUCUAUUUGGAUAUGAUCAAGGUGUUAUGUCUGGCAUUAUUACUGGCCAAUAUUUCAAAGACUAUUUCAACCAGCCGACUCGUGCAGAGAUCGGCACCAUGGUAGCUAUUCUCGAAGUAGGAGCUUUCAUAUCUUCGCUCCUCGUGGGGAAAAUCGGUGACAUAAUCGGUCGACGGCGAACUAUUCUCUACGGCUCCGUGGUCUUUUUCGUUGGUGGUGCUUUCCAGACUUUUGCUACGGGUAUCCCUAUGAUGCUUAUAGGGCGUAUAAUAGCUGGUCUUGGUGUCGGUGCUCUGUCUACCAUCGUUCCAGUUUAUCAAUCUGAAAUCUCUCCACCCCACAACCGGGGUCAGCUUGCCUGUAUUGAAUUUACGGGGAAUAUUUGUGGGUAUGCAGCCAGUGUCUGGGUUGACUACUUCUGUAGCUACAUUCAGAGCGACUACUCUUGGCGAUUUCCAUUAUUCCUCCAAUGUGUUAUGGGUGCAUUACUAGGCUUUGGAAGUCUGAUUAUCUGUGAAUCUCCUCGAUGGCUCCUGGACCACGACCACGAUGAAGAAGGAAUGGUCGUUAUUGCCAAUCUGUACGGCAAAGGAGACCUUCACAAUGACAAGGCCAGACAGGAAUACCGCGAUAUCAAAACCAAUGUCCUCGUCACCAGACAGGAAGGAGAACGAACAUACAAAGACAUGUUCCAACGCUACUACAGGCGUGUCUUCAUUGCCAUGUCUGCCCAGGCCUUUGCUCAGCUCAACGGUAUUAAUGUCAUCUCAUACUAUGCUCCUCUCGUGUUUGAGUCUGCGGGCUGGGUUGGCCGUGAUGCUAUUCUGAUGACCGGAAUUAAUGGCAUAACUUACUUGCUCUCCACGAUCCCACCAUGGUAUCUAGUUGACAGAUGGGGCCGACGACCGAUUCUCUUAUGGGGUGCUAUCUUUAUGAUUAUAUCUCUGUCUGCUAUGUCAUACUUUAUACAUCUCAAUAUCUCAGCCACCCCGGCCCUGACUGUCAUAUUCGUCAUGAUAUACAAUGCCGCGUUCGGGUUCUCUUGGGGUCCUAUACCAUGGCUUUACCCCCCGGAAAUCCUCCCACUCAGCAUCCGUGCCAAGGGCGCUAGUUUGAGUACCGCCACGAACUGGGCAUUCAACUGGCUUGUCGGGGAGCUUACCCCCGUGCUGCAAGAGGCGAUUCACUGGAGACUCUAUCUCAUGCAUGCCUUCUUCUGUGCCUGCAGUUUUGUCCUAGUCUACUUCCUCUACCCGGAAACUAGUGGUGUCCGCCUUGAAGAUAUGGAACUGAUCUUCGGUGACGCUCAAUCCGCUGCUCCCACUCCGGCUACUCAAGCAGAGCGCGGCUCCCUCAUGGGCGGUGUCGGAUCACCAUCGUCAUUCGACAUCCGACGAGGUCCCGAAACAGGUGGCCCUUCUAUUCCCAAUCUACAUCUCAGCCCACCCACCCCCAGGCCUGGCUCUAUGCCUGGAGACGCCGAUAAGGCAGCUGAAGGGGAACAACUGACUAAGCCGAAGGGAGGUGGAAUUGGAGAGUGGAUUUCUGGCCUUAUUAACCGUGGCAAAGAUAAGAAAAACAGAGGUGAUCACGGCCGGUAUCGCCAACUAGGGCAGCACGAAGACGAGUAA